UACCCCUCAAGCCCAACCCUCUCAUUCUAUAUAAACCACUUGUCUCAGCUACCACUCCUCAGGAACUUGGUGCUUAUUCCAUCCAACUUCCGCAUUUAUAUUAUUCCGUCUCCUCGUUCUCAUUCUCGAUUCUCUCUUGAAAUAAAUAAAUACUCGUUACGUUGUGAAUAUAUUUAUUUUGAGAAAAACGUUACGUGGUGUAGUUUAUUUUUUUUUGUGUGUAACGAAAUGGCGUAUACGAACGGGCAUCAUGAGAACGGGAACGGGGUGGAUUUGUGCAUGAAGAAGGAGGAUCCGUUGAGCUGGGGAGUGGCGGCGGAGGCGCUGAAGGGGAGCCAUUUGGAGGAGGUGAAGAGGAUGGUGGCGGAGUACAGGAAGCCGGUGGUGAAGCUGGGCGGAGAGACGCUGACGAUAUCGCAGGUGGCGGCGAUCUCGGCGAGAGAUGAUAGUGGCGUCAAGGUGGAGCUCUCGGAGGCGGCGAGAGCCGGCGUUAAGGCGAGUAGCGACUGGGUGAUGGAGAGCAUGAACAAAGGGACGGAUAGUUAUGGUGUCACUACUGGCUUUGGUGCUACUUCUCAUAGGAGGACUAAGCAAGGUGGCGCUCUUCAGAAGGAGCUCAUUAGGUUCUUGAAUGCUGGAAUAUUCGGCAGUGGAGCUGAAGCUGGUAACAACACUUUACCACACUCGGCAACUAGAGCAGCAAUGCUGGUGAGAAUCAACACACUUCUCCAAGGCUACUCUGGAAUCAGAUUCGAAAUCCUUGAAGCCAUUACCAAGUUUCUUAACCACAACAUUACUCCUUGUUUGCCACUCCGUGGCACAAUCACGGCUUCUGGUGAUCUUGUGCCAUUGUCCUACAUUGCUGGACUGCUCACUGGCCGCCCGAACUCCAAGGCUGUUGGACCUACUGGAGUAACUCUCAGCCCCGAGGAAGCGUUUAAGCUUGCUGGAGUGGAAGGUGGAUUUUUCGAGUUGCAGCCAAAAGAAGGCCUAGCGCUUGUUAAUGGAACAGCUGUUGGUUCUGGCAUGGCCUCUAUGGUACUUUUUGAGGCUAAUAUAUUAGCGGUUCUAGCUGAAGUUAUGUCAGCAAUUUUCGCUGAAGUCAUGCAAGGAAAGCCUGAAUUCACCGAUCACUUGACACAUAAGUUGAAGCACCAUCCAGGACAAAUUGAGGCUGCAGCUAUAAUGGAACACAUAUUGGAUGGAAGCGCUUACGUUAAGGCUGCUCAGAAGCUUCAUGAAAUGGAUCCGUUACAGAAACCAAAACAAGACAGAUAUGCUCUGAGAACAUCUCCUCAAUGGCUUGGUCCUCAAAUUGAAGUGAUCAGAUCAUCGACUAAAAUGAUUGAGAGAGAGAUCAACUCUGUCAAUGAUAACCCGUUGAUUGAUGUUUCCAGGAACAAGGCUAUACAUGGUGGAAAUUUCCAGGGAACCCCAAUCGGUGUUUCCAUGGACAAUACACGUUUGGCUAUAGCCGCCAUUGGAAAAUUGAUGUUUGCACAAUUUUCAGAACUUGUCAACGAUUUUUACAACAAUGGGUUGCCAUCAAACUUGUCUGGAGGCCGUAACCCGAGCUUGGAUUAUGGAUUCAAGGGUGCUGAAAUCGCCAUGGCAUCAUACUGCUCUGAACUCCAGUUUUUGGCCAAUCCAGUGACUAACCAUGUCCAAAGUGCUGAACAACACAAUCAAGAUGUCAACUCACUGGGCUUAAUAUCUUCGAGGAAAACAUCUGAAGCUGUAGAAAUUUUGAAGCUCAUGUCUACAACAUUUUUAGUGGGCCUCUGCCAAGCUAUAGACUUGAGGCAUCUGGAAGAGAAUAUGAAGAGCACUGUCAAAAACACAGUGAGCCAAGUAGCUAAGCGAGUUCUAACCAUGGGUGUCAACGGUGAACUCCAUCCCUCAAGAUUCUGUGAGAAAGACUUGCUCAGAGUUGUAGACCGCGAAUACAUUUUUGCGUACAUUGAUGAUCCCUGCAGUGCAACUUACCCCUUGAUGCAAAAACUAAGGGAAACUCUAGUUGAGCACGCAUUGAAUAAUGGUGAUAAAGAGAGGAACUUGAGCACUUCCAUCUUCCAAAAGAUUGCAGCAUUCGAGGAUGAACUGAAGGCCCUUCUGCCUAAAGAAGUUGAAAGUGCUAGAGCCGCGGUAGAAAGUGGAAAUCCAGCGAUCCCUAACAGGAUUAAGGAGUGCAGGUCAUAUCCACUGUACAAGUUUGUGAGGGAAGAACUGGGAACCGAAUAUCUUACCGGAGAAAAGGUGACGUCCCCCGGAGAAGAGUUCGAUAAGGUAUUCACAGCAAUGACCAAAGGAGAGAUAAUUGAUCCAUUGUUGGAGUGUCUACAGUCAUGGAAUGGUGCUCCUCUGCCAAUCUGCUAAACGGCAUACAGUCAGGAGUAAUGUUUAUUUUUAUACUUUUUGUCUUUGUCAGGACUUAUCUUCUUGCUUCUUGUCGAUGUCUCUCCUAAGUGAAUGUCUGUAAAAUUCUUUUAAAAUGCUGUAAAAAUUAUCUGAUACUUAUGUUCCUAAAUAAUGAGCAGUUGUUAGUUUAAUCAAAAUUUGUUAUUGUAGAUGCA
Daucus carota subsp. sativus is the source of this 2573-nucleotide messenger RNA. Its product is annotated as phenylalanine ammonia-lyase 3. Gene Ontology annotation, biological process: L-phenylalanine catabolic process. Gene Ontology annotation, cellular component: cytoplasm. Bases 229 to 2376 code for a protein of 715 amino acids. The transcript is spliced from 2 exons. The record is from RefSeq and is a predicted model, not a curated record. NCBI's taxonomy places the organism in Eukaryota, Viridiplantae, Streptophyta, Magnoliopsida, Apiales, Apiaceae. Gene Ontology annotation, molecular function: ammonia-lyase activity.